AUGGCAAAUUUUGAUGAAAUGGCAAUGUUAUUUGCAAUUGAUAAUAUUGAAGAGAAUGAACGUGCAAUGAAUGUACGACAAAUACGAAGGAAAGAGACAAUUUCGGAUCCAUUUGAUACAUCAGAUAGACUGUUCAUAAAAAAUUUUAGACUUACUAAAGACCUUGUAAAGUAUUUAAUUGAACUUUUACGACCAUUUAUAGUUUCAAAAAGCCGCCUGUCUGCUAUUGAUUUAGAUACAAAAAUUCUAGUAACGUUGAAUUUUUUGGCUACUGGAUCAUACCAGUCUCCAAAUGGUAAUAGUAAGUUUAUAGUCUUAUCACAACCGUCUGUAUCUCGUUGUAUAAGUGAAGUUGUAGAGGCACUAAACCGGCCAGAAAUAUUUGACAAAUGGGUUAAGUUUCCUAGUAACCUGAAUGAGCUGACUGAAAUCCGUAAUGGUUUUUAUAGAGAAACUGGAUUUCCUGGAGUGAUAGGAUGUAUUGACUGUACUCAUGUAGCGAUUGUACCUCCUUCAAAUAAUUUAAAUUUGAAUGAAAAUGAAAAUCCCGAAUACAUUUAUGUGAACCGUAAGGGAUAUCAUUCCAUAAAUGUCCAAUUGAUUUGUGAUUCAAAAUUAAGAGUUUUAAAUGUGAACGCACUAUUUCCUGGCAGUACCCACGACACCCAUAUAUGGAACAAUAGUUCUGUUUUACCAGUAAUGCAGGAAUUACACAGACGCAAUCAUCAUAACUUUUAUUUAUUAGGUGAUUCCGGAUAUCCCUUACGUCAAUGGCUAUUGACACCAAUUACAAAUCCUACAACAGACCCUGAAAAAUAUUACAACCAAAAAUAA
This is a messenger RNA of Acyrthosiphon pisum (pea aphid), 834 nucleotides long. RefSeq names its product putative nuclease HARBI1. Bases 1 to 834 code for a protein of 277 amino acids. The record is from RefSeq and is a predicted model, not a curated record. The transcript has 5 exons. Lineage: Eukaryota; Metazoa; Arthropoda; Insecta; Hemiptera; Aphididae.